AUGGCACGUACAAAGCAAACUGCUCGGCAAUCAGUUGGGGGAAAAGCGCCUCGAAAGCAGCUCACUGGUAAGCAAGCUUGGAAAGAAGUUGUGAAGAAUCGGGGCAAUGGGGACGAUGACCCGAAAGACAAGAAGCCACAUCGUUUUCGCCCUGGCACGGUUGUGCUACGAGAGAUCAGGAGGUACCAGAAGUUCACCCAGAUGUUGAUCCACAAGUUGCCGUUCCAGCGCCUGGUGCGAGAGAUUGCACAGGAAAUAAAGAAUGUACCGAAAGGUCGAGGAGAGCUGGAUAUUCGGUUCCAAAGCAGCGCACUCCAAGCAUUGCAGGAGGCAGCAGAAAUGUAUCUCGUCAACUUGUUUGAGGACACCCAAUUAGCCGCGAUACAUGCCAAGCGCGUGACAAUACAGAUGAAAGACAUGCAAUUGACAAGGAGAUUGCGCGGUGAUCCGAUGUGA
Dacryopinax primogenitus is the source of this 456-nucleotide messenger RNA. RefSeq names its product histone H3. NCBI's taxonomy places the organism in Eukaryota, Fungi, Basidiomycota, Dacrymycetes, Dacrymycetales, Dacrymycetaceae. Gene Ontology annotation, molecular function: protein heterodimerization activity; DNA binding; structural constituent of chromatin. The transcript has 5 exons. Gene Ontology annotation, cellular component: nucleosome. The record is from RefSeq and is a predicted model, not a curated record. The coding region runs from base 1 to 456 and encodes 151 amino acids.